AUGACAGCACCACCGCCAAGCGCCAAAGACUCGAUGAAGUCGACUUGGCGCACCUGGGAUCGGAAACACUGGAAUUAUAACCACUGGAUUCUAUACGCCAUCAACCCCUUCCAUCGCGACCUUGACCGAGAGGUGCCUGUCCACCCAAAGACGGACAAGGUCCCUCAUGUCAGCACAACCGAUCAACAUAUCUGGAUCUUACUCCAUGCGGCCAUUGUUCUCGCAGUUCACCAGCUCUGGCUCUCCUUGACUGGCAUCCAGCUGCCCUUCUUUGCCGCGGUCGCCUACUACACCACAGGAUUUCUCUUUGUCGUGGUUCACCAGCUGCACAUUAUUCGGAGGCUAGGACACAUCUAUGGCCACCUGGAUGGAGAGCAUGAGCGCGACGGCAUUCCCGAUUAUGGCGUCGCCAAGGUUCUCGGUGCUGGCUGGAAGACGGCAGGUGGACGCAUGCUCAUGUCGGCCUACCUCACCUACGAUCCGGCAUCAUCGCCCCUCCAAGACAUGAGCUCCAGAGCUUGGUGGGUGUGGCUGCCCCUCCAGAUUGGAUUCUACGGCGUCAUUCUCGACUUUUGGUUCUACUGGUAUCACAGAGCCAUGCACGAUGUCAACGGGCUCUGGCAGUUCCACCGAACGCAUCAUUUGACCAAGCGUCCGAAUGCCAUGCUGUCUGCCUACGCCGACGACGUACAAGAAUUCUUCGACAUGGUGGGCAUCCCAUUCAUGACCUACCUGUCAUUCAAGGCUCUUGGCAUCCCGCUCGGAUUCUACGACUGGUUCAUCUGCCACCAGUACAUUGCCUUUACCGAAGCUGGUGGCCACAGCGGCCUGCGAAUGCAUCUCCAGGCUGCAUCUCCAUUCUCCUUUAUUCUCAGCUACUUCAACGCAGAGCUCGUCAUUGAAGAUCACGAUUUGCACCACCGCAAGGGUUGGAGAAAGAGCCACAAUUAUGGAAAACAGACUCGUCUGUGGGACAGGAUUUUCGGCACUUGCCACGAGCGCAUCGAGCUGAGGCAGGACAAUGUCGACUAUGACAACCAAGCCCAUAUUCCUCUGUGGUAA
This is a messenger RNA of Beauveria bassiana ARSEF 2860, 1062 nucleotides long. Its product is annotated as fatty acid hydroxylase superfamily protein. Lineage: Eukaryota; Fungi; Ascomycota; Sordariomycetes; Hypocreales; Cordycipitaceae. The transcript has a single exon. The record is from RefSeq and is a predicted model, not a curated record. The coding region runs from base 1 to 1062 and encodes 353 amino acids. Gene Ontology annotation, molecular function: C-4 methylsterol oxidase activity; iron ion binding. Gene Ontology annotation, biological process: ergosterol biosynthetic process.